AUGCAGCCAAAGAGCAGCACAGAGGAAGCUGCGGGCUCUCCAAGUGCAGUAAGUAAUUUAAUUUACCAAUCACAGACCUUGUCAUCGUUCCCAGACAGUAAAAGGCCGAGCCUGAAGGUCCACAUCAAUACCACAAGUGACUCGAUCCUCUUAAAGUUUCUGCGUCCAAAUCCUAAUGUAAAACUGGAAGGUUUUCUCCUGGGAUAUGGCAGCAACUUAUCACCAAAUCAGUACUUCCCUCUUCCCUCGGAAGGGAAAUUCACUGAGGCUGUAGUCGAUGCAGAGCCUAAAUAUCUCAUCGUUGUGCGACCUGCUCCUCCACCAAGUCAAAAGAAGUCAUGUUCAGGCAAAACACGCUCUCGCAAACCUCUCCAGCUGGUGGUUGGCACUCUGACCCCAAGCUCCGUCUUCCUGUCCUGGGGUUUUCUCAUUAACCCACACCAUGACUGGACAUUGCCGAGUCACUGUCCCAAUGACAGAUUUUAUACAAUUCGCUAUAGAGAAAAAGAUAAGGAAAAGAAAUGGAUUUUUCAACUCUGUCCAGCCACUGAAACAAUUGUAGAAAAUCUAAAGCCCAACACAGUUUAUGAAUUCGGAGUGAAAGACAAUGUAGAAGGUGGAAUUUGGAGUAAGAUUUUCAAUCACAAGACUAUUGUUGGAAGUAUGAACAAAGUAAAUGGGAAAAUUCAAAGUACCUAUGACCAAGUAAACACAGUGCCAGCAUAUGUCCCAAGGAAGCUGAUUCCAAUAACCAUCAUCAAACAAGUGAUUCAGAAUGUUACUCACAGGGCUUCAACUAAAUCCCCAGAUAAGCAUCCCAUUGGAGGAACAAUACUGGUCCACCUUGUUAUUCCUGGUCUUAAUGAAACCACCGUGAAACUUCCUACAUCCAUAAUGUUUGAGAUUUCAGAUGCAAUCAAGACACAAUUAGCUAAGAAUGAAACCUUGGCAUUACCAGCUGAAUCUAAAACACCAAAGGUAGAAAAAAUCCCAGCACAGCCCAUAACAGUGACUCCUGACUCAGUUCCAAGAACCACUAAAUCCACUGUGUCUAGUGCGUUAGACAUUUCAGAAACAACACUGGUUCUCAGCAAAAAGACCCCGGAAGGAUUGCAAACUAUUCUAAUACCUAGGUUUGAAUUACCACUCAGCACUCUAGCUCCGAAAAGACUUCCAGAAUUUCCUCAGGCAAAAACACCCUUCCCUUUUGAGAAACCUGGGGGCACCUUGGCUUCAAGUGAAAAACCACAGACUGUGCCUAUAACUAAAACAUCUGAAGAUUCCAAAGUUCUACCGCCUCAAACUGCAACUUACGAUGUUUUCUCAAGCACUACAACAUCAGAUGAGCCUGAAAUAUCAGAGCCUCACACAGCAACAAGGGAUCCAUUUCUGGAUUCUGUCCCACCUAAAACUUCUAGAACUCUUGAACAGCCAAGGGCAACACUGGCUCCAAGUGAAACAACAUUUGUUCCUCAAAAAAUGGAAAUUAUUACCAGCCCUGAAAUGCAACUGACAACACCUGCUUCCCUGCCAACUACAUCUGUCCCUCCUACACCCAAACGACGCCUCAGGCCCAAACCACCAAGAACCAAACCCGAAAGAACCAAAAGUCCUGGAACAACUGCAUCUAAACUUUCUAAAAGCUCUGAACCUACAUGGACAACCCUGGCUCCCAGUAAAACACAAUUUAUUUCUUUGAAACCUAAAAUCCCUCUCAGCCCAGAAGUGACAUACAUCAAACCUGCCCCGGAACCUCACACUCCAACACCAUCACAGUCAACAAUAGUCAUAGAGCCUGGAACACUGGAAACCAAACUUUCAACAACAACAUUAGCUCCGCCAAAGACCAAACGACCAGGUCGUCGCCCCCGCCCUAAAACCACACGUAGUCCAGAUGUGCCCAAGUCCAAACCUGCUCUGCAACCUGCUACGGUGCAGCCGGAGCCCUUGGUGCCCACAAUCGCAUCAAAAACGUCCAAACGACCUAAAACCCCACAUAGACCAGAUGCACCUCAAAUCCAGCCCGAUUUAAAACCGCCAAAGCAGUUACUCCCUAAACCCCAAAUCACAGCAAAACCAGAUAUGCUGUCAACUAAACCUGUCUUUAAGCCUGUUACAUUUGAGGCUGAAGCUCCCUCCAUAACCUUAGUUCCUGCCACAGACAUUGAACCUGUAACUCUGAGAACUGAGGCUCCCUGGACAACAUUAGCUCCAAAAACAUCCCAACGACCAAGAACACGUCUUCCACGUCCCAAACCUUCAAAACGUCCAAAACGUCCCAAACAUAAAACCACACCGAGCCCAGAGGCCCCUCAGACCAAACUAGACAUUGAUCCUGUUACUCCUGGGACAUCUUUAGCUCCAAUAAUAACAAAGAGACCCCGUCGUCCACGUCCCAAACCUAAAACCACACCCCAUCCAGAUGAACCUCAGAUUCCACUGGUUCCUGACACAGUCUUUGAACCAGUUAUUCCUAGAAUCGAGGCUCCAGGGACGACACUAGUUUCUGUUACAGACCUUGGACCUGUUACUUUUACAACUGAGACCUCUGGAACAUUCGCUACCAAAGCAUCAAAAAGACCCCAUCGCCCGCGUCUCAGACCUAAAACCACACCGAGCCCUCAAGUACCUCAGAGCAAACCGGUUCCUGCUACAGUCUUUGAACGUGUCACUCUUAGACCAGAGGCACCAGGAACAUUAGCUUCCAAACCAUCUCAGAGGGGUCGUCCAUGUGCCAGACCAAAAACCACACCACGUCCUGAAACACCUGAGUCCAAACCAGUUUCUACUGCAGACUUUGAACCUGUUACAUUCAGAACUGAGGCUUGGGUGACAACACAAGCUCCUAAACCAUCAAAACGGACCCGUCGUCCACGUCCCAAAUCUAAAACAACAACAACUACUGAGGCACCUCAAACUAAACUGGUUCCUAUUACAGAUCUUGAGCAUGGUACUCCUAGAACUGAAGCUCCAGAAAUCAUAGCUCCCACUGAACUACAAACUCUCAUUUUGAGACCAGUGACAUCACCAAGCCUAGAAAUGACACAAAGUCAACCUGUUUCUGAAGUCCUGGAAUCUGUUACACUUAGCACUGAGUCAUCAGAGGAAGCUAUAGCCUCAGCCGAGACAGAUUAUGUAUAUCCCAGUGCUAAAUCACCACUCAGGCCAGAGGAGCCAAAGACUGACUGGGUUGUGGAAUCUAUUGCAAAUGUGUCUGAACCACCUGAGACCACAUUAGAAGCAUCAACUCUGCCUUUCCAAACUGUAAUCCUACCCAGCCCAAAUGAGCCUCAGACUGGACCGGCUCCCAAGCAGACACCGCGUGCUCCUCCCAAACCAAAAACAUCUCCACGUCCAAGAGUCCCACAAACACAGCCAGCUCCUAAGGUGUUCCAGCGUGUUACUUCAAAGCCAAAAAUGUCACCAAGGCCAGAAGUGCUGUAUACUCCACCUGUUCCAGGAGACGCGCUCCUUCCCCGUAAGCCAGACCGUGAAGUCUCCCAGAGCGAACCCGUUCUGCAGCCUGUUACCUUUAGAAUUGAUCUGCCAGAGACAACAAUAGCUCCUUUGGAGACCCGAGGCAGCCCUUUCAUUCCUAUGAUUUCACCAAGUCCCCGUCAAGAGGAACUACAAACCACUCUGGCAGAAACAGACCAGUCCACCCAAGAAGUCUUCACAACUAAGAUUCCACGAACAACUGAAUUGGCAAAGACAACUCAGGCACCACACAGAUUAUACACUACUCCUGCGAGGCCCAGAAUUCACGGCAAACCACAUAUCAGACCUGUUCUGAAUAAGACAACUACCAGACCUAGUAGACCCAGACCCAGUGGGGUGCCCAAAGAAAAUGGAAUGGGAACAGGGGUCAAGCAAGCACCAAAGCCAUCGGGUGCUGGUAGAAAUGUGUCCAUGGGCUCUACCCACUUCACAAAGAAACCAGCCACAAUUCCAGGCUCUCGCCGCCCACCCUUGCCACCUAGACCUACGCCCCCACGAAGAAAACCUUUACCACCAAAUAAUGUCACUGGAAAGCCAGGAAGUGCAGGAAUCAUUUCAUCAGGCCUAGGAACUUCCCUGCCCUUGUGGGCAACACUCAGGCCUACAGGAGCCCCCGCAGAGAGAACAGAGACAGACAAAAAGCAACCAACAGCUCCUGCCUCCGGGGAAGACCUCGGUGAUGUAACUGACUUUAGCUCAAGUCCAACAAGGGAAACUGAUCCUCUUGGGAAGCCCAGAUUCAAAGGUCCUCAUGUGCGAUACAUUCCAAAGCCUGACAACAGGCCCUGCUCCAUCACUGACUCUGUCAAACGGUUCCCCAAAGAGGAGGCCGCAGAGGGGAAUGCCACCAGCCCACCGCAGAACCCACCCUCCAACCUCACCGUGGUUACCGUGGAAGGAUGCCCUUCAUUUGUCAUCUUGGACUGGGAAAAACCUCUAAAUGACACUGUCACUGAAUAUGAAGUUAUAUCCAGAGAAAAUGGGUCAUUCAGUGGGAAGAACAAGUCCAUUCAAAUUACAAAUCAAACCUUCUCUACAGUAGAAAACCUAAAACCAGACACAAGCUAUGAAUUCCAGGUGAAACCAAAAAACCCCCUUGGAGAAGGCCCACCCAGCAACACAGUGGCAUUCAGCACUGAAUCAGCGGAUCCGAGAGUGAGCGAGCCAGUUUCUGGAGGAAGAGAUGCCAUUUGGACAGAAAGACCCUUUGAUUCAGACUCUUACUCAGAAUGUAAGGGGAAACAGUAUGUCAAAAGGACAUGGUAUAAAAAGUUUGUCGGGGUGCAACUGUGCAACUCUCUCAGAUACAAGAUUUACCUGAGCGACUCGCUCACAGGAAAAUUUUAUAACAUAGGCGAUCAGAGAGGCCAUGGAGAAGAUCACUGCCAAUUCGUGGACUCGUUUUUAGAUGGACGCACAGGACAGCAACUGACUUCUGACCAGUUACCCACAAAAGAAGGCUAUUUCAGAGCAGUUCGCCAGGAGCCUGUCCAAUUUGGAGAAAUCGGUGGUCACACCCAAAUCAAUUACGUUCAGUGGUAUGAAUGUGGGACCACAAUUCCUGGAAAAUGGUAG
Molossus molossus (Pallas's mastiff bat) is the source of this 5073-nucleotide messenger RNA. RefSeq names its product ABI family member 3 binding protein (gene ABI3BP). Bases 1 to 5073 code for a protein of 1690 amino acids. The record is from RefSeq and is a predicted model, not a curated record. Gene Ontology annotation, biological process: extracellular matrix organization; positive regulation of cell-substrate adhesion. Gene Ontology annotation, molecular function: protein binding. The transcript is spliced from 63 exons. NCBI's taxonomy places the organism in Eukaryota, Metazoa, Chordata, Mammalia, Chiroptera, Molossidae.